Olea europaea var. sylvestris is the source of this 2336-nucleotide messenger RNA. RefSeq lists its product as uncharacterized. The coding region runs from base 172 to 1893 and encodes 573 amino acids. NCBI's taxonomy places the organism in Eukaryota, Viridiplantae, Streptophyta, Magnoliopsida, Lamiales, Oleaceae. The record is from RefSeq and is a predicted model, not a curated record. The transcript has 11 exons.
AUUAUAUACUUUCUUAGCAGUCGGAGUUGAUUCCAGAGUUCGGUUUUGCUACCUUGGUCGAACAUUUGGAAUUGGAUAACCUAUUUUGAUGGUUCAGUUAUACAAGCCAUAAAGAAGCGAGGCCAUGAAUCCAUCUCUCCACCUUUGCCAAGUUCUAGGAAGCUGAAUCACAUGUCUAGCGUAGUUGAUUUGCGUAGAAAAGAUGGUUCAAAGAAAUCCAAACUGAAGAUGAAACAGGAACAUGUCACCAAGGAUGAGGAAGAAGUGGCGGAGACCCUGUAUGCUUUGGCCAGUAUGGUCCCGGACACUACAAAGACUAAGAAGCUGGGAUUAGAUGGUGAAACUUCAGAAGCAAAGUCUUCGUCUUUGCUGCAAGCAAAGAGUUCAGAACCUGCACCCAAAGAUGUUGCAAUUUCAACACCUCAAGGUGCUUCUAAGAAAAUUAGCACAAGAGUCAGUGUGAAGGCUGCUUAUUGCCCAUCAAAUUUGACAGAGUCAACGGUACAAGUUGUCAAAAUCCACUCUUCAGGUGAUGCUACACAACCCAACUUGCCAUUCAACAAGGAGUCAUCCACCACCGGUGCUUCUGGUGUUCAACUGGAGCCAAGUCUGGUUCCCAUGCUAAAGAUGCCAACUCUUGAUGCGACUCCAAGUGGUGAAUUGCCAAUUACGCUAGAACAGGUUGGAAUCCAAAAUGCAAUGCCCCAUGCUUUCACAGUAAACAAAAGUAAUGAUUUAUCUUUAUGGACUGGCUCGUCUCCAACAGGAGCUCUGAGCUCCCUGACACAAGGAUCCUGCCUACAAUCAUCAAGUACCAAACUUCCUGCUUGGUUUGACCAGACAAAUUUUGCCACUCCUCGUUCCUGUGAAAAAAGUGUUACUGAUGAAAAGUUGAUGAGCCAGGAUUCUCAAGUUCCGAUCGAGUUGAAGAAGUCAUGGAAGAAAUGCUGUGCCCAUGUUUACAUAACUCGUCUCAUUAAGGUCUUGCAACUAUCAGAGAGAAAAGACGGGUUACAGGAGAAGCCCGCUCACUCAUCACAGAAUGAACGUUUGAAUUUACAGCCUCGUGCGAGUGUCGACAGCCAAACGAAUGCAAUAAAUGGUUCAAACUGUGUUGCCUCUUUUAACUAUAUGGCACAUUCUACUUCUGAGAAGAAUUCAGCAGAUAUACAAAAUGCUAUUCUUUUGUAUAAGAGGCUCCUUCAAGAUCAGCAACGUGGUUAUACAACGCCUGGGUUAUGCACUUCACUGAAACAAGAUUCUGAUUUCUUGUCAUUGGCUGCUGGAGGUUGUGGUGUGGAUUCCAGUGAUAGAAUCAACAGAACAGGUCGCAGUCAUGAAGGUUCAAAACAUUUUCAUGUUCCAUUCAUACAGCCGCAGAAUCAAUCAGCCAUGCUUUUAUCACUGCAUCAUAAUGGUUAUUCCUCUACUUUUCCUGGUCAUGCUUCAACUGCGGCAGCACAGCAGAUACAGCUACCUCCAUACCUUAGCAGCACGCUUGGUGGCCCUCCACAUGUAGAUGCUACAGUUCCUGAAAGACAACAGUCGGAGUCAGAUGAGCAGCAGAAAUGGAUGGCUCAGAUUCCAGAUCAAUACCAUCCUGGUCUAAUCACUCCUCAUUUGCCCGACUGGCAAAACGGAGGAAGAGACUCAAGUUCCUUGCUUAACUACGCUCAGGCACACUUUCCACAUUUCCAUUCUUCACUCAACCCGAAGUAUAAGGGAAUUUUGCAACCACAGCAGCAGCAGAUUAUAAACAGUAAUUCAUCUGUGCCUCAUUCAAAUCUGAGAAGACAUUAUAAUCGCCUACCUUCUGGCUUCGAAAGAAAUGGAGCUUCAUUUCACCCUGAAAGCUUACAACAACUGCAAUUACUUUGCAAUCAGCACCUUUGAAAUGGAUCAAGUCUAUAUUACUGAUCACUGAAGAUCCUAAGAAUCGGGCUGGUGGAGCGUGUCUAGAAGACUAGAAUUAUACUGUGGUUAUUCUGGUUUUCGCGCCUAUUCUGUAUCUUUUUCUUAGAUACGUGGAAGAAUAACAUGAUGCUGCUGGCUGAUCAACAUUAACUGGAGACGAUCCUUAUGAAUCUAGGGAACUUUUUUUGCUUUUCUAUGUGCUUGUUCAAAUUUCAUUCUUCUGAUUCUUAAAAUCAAGGAAUGAAAGCAUAAUUUACUUUUUCUAUCAAAGCUGUUCAGUGGAACUUUUGGAUUGAUAGGACAUCUAUUGUAACGAAGAACAAAAGUUAAAAUUGUCUAUCGUGUUGUUUAGUGCGUGCAAAACCCAAUAUUUUCAGAAUGCCUUGUACCUAUUUCAGUCUAUAUAUCAAUCGAAAUUUGAA